This is a messenger RNA of Gadus chalcogrammus (walleye pollock), 1170 nucleotides long. RefSeq names its product serine/threonine-protein kinase MAK-like. Lineage: Eukaryota; Metazoa; Chordata; Actinopteri; Gadiformes; Gadidae. Gene Ontology annotation, molecular function: protein serine/threonine kinase activity; ATP binding. The record is from RefSeq and is a predicted model, not a curated record. Gene Ontology annotation, biological process: cilium assembly; intraciliary transport; protein phosphorylation. Bases 43 to 1170 code for a protein of 375 amino acids. The transcript has 9 exons. Gene Ontology annotation, cellular component: nucleus; cilium; cytoplasm.
GUGGAGCUCUUCUCCCAGGGAUCAUCGCUGCAGUGUGGGACGAUGAAGCGCUACACCGUCACCAGGCAGCUGGGCGACGGGACCUUUGGCAGCGUGCUCCUGGGCAAGAGCCACGACUCUGGGGAGUUGGUGGCCAUUAAGAGAAUGAAAAGAAAAUUCUAUUCUUGGGAUGAGUGUGUGAAUCUCAGAGAGGUUAAGUCGCUGCAGAAGCUGAGACAUUCCAACGUGGUCAAAUUAAAAGAAAUCAUUCAAGAAAAUGACUUUCUGUACUUUGUCUUUGAAUAUAUGAAAGAAAACCUUCUUCAGCUCAUUAAAGCCAGGAACAAGUUGUUUCCAGAGUCAGUUGUCAGGAACAUGACAUUUCAGAUCUUACAAGGGCUGUCUUUUAUUCACAAAAACGGCUAUUUCCACCGUGACCUUAAACCAGAGAACCUGCUGUGUACAGGAACAGAGAUGGUUAAAAUAGCAGAUUUUGGCCUUGCCCGGGAGCUCCGAUCCCUACAGCCGUACACAGAAUACGUCUCUACAAGAUGGUACCGCGCCCCGGAGGUCCUGCUGAGGUCCCCCUCCUACAGCUCCCCCAUCGACCUGUGGGCCGUGGGCUGCAUCGUGGCUGAGCUCUAUACCCUCAGGCCCCUGUUCCCCGGCACCAGCGAGGUGGACGAGGUCUUCAAGAUCUGCCAGGUGCUGGGGACGUGGAAGAAGUCGGACUGGCCAGAGGGCUUCAACCUGGCUACUUCAUUGAACUUUUGCUUACCAAAGUGCGUCUCCACUAGCCUUAGAUGUCUGGUGCCCAAUGCCUGCCAUGAAGGCAUCACUCUCAUGGAGAACAUGCUGCAAUGGGACCCUUGCAAAAGGCCAUCUGCUAGCCAGGCUCUGCGGCACCCCUACUUCCACGUGGGCCAGGAGCUGGGCCCUCCUUCCAGGUACCUGGAGAAGCACCAGGCCCAUGCUAAGGCCCGAAAGCCUCUGUCUCUCUGUGAGGACCAUCUCCAUCUACCAGCACUCUGUGAGAAGCAGACCCACCCGGCCCAGGACUGGUUAACCCUUCUGACCGGCAAGGACCACGGCUCUCCCACGGCUGCCCACUCCUCACCGCCGCAGCUUCAACCGCUAAGCCUGGGAACAACCAGCCAAUCAAGGCCACUCAGCGACUGCAACUUCCAGUGA